AUGCCCAACAGGAACUCACAGAGAAACAUGUAUUUGUCUUCCAUUCCCCUCUGUGGCCUACUCCUCAUGUUAAACCUGCAGCUGUCCAGCACAUAUCCCAUCAGCUCCGGCUUGACUGACAAUGAGAUGGAUAUCUUAAAGGUGAUCCUUCGCAGACUAGAGGAGUCAGUCUCUAAGCAGACUGAGGUGGACCAAAGAUUCCCUGCAGAGAGAGAUGGUUUGGACAGCCUGAACAUGGAGGAUGCAGUAGAUGGGCAGCAGUCCGAAACUGGACUGGGUGAGGCGGUGAUCAGGGAAUUUCUCUCAGCCAAGAACCUAAAGAACAUCCGCAACGACUCAUCCAGGAGAUCCUCCAGCUGCUUCGGUCGACGGAUGGACAGAAUAGGCUCCAUGAGCUCUCUAGGGUGUAACACUGUUGGCAGAUACAGUAAGUAA
Molecule: messenger RNA, 435 nt
Organism: Chelmon rostratus (copperband butterflyfish)
Lineage: Eukaryota; Metazoa; Chordata; Actinopteri; Chaetodontiformes; Chaetodontidae
Gene: nppb
Product: natriuretic peptide B
Exons: 2
Coding region: 1-435 (144 amino acids)
Biological process (GO): cGMP biosynthetic process; negative regulation of systemic arterial blood pressure; neuropeptide signaling pathway
Cellular component (GO): extracellular region; cytoplasm; nucleus
Molecular function (GO): hormone receptor binding; hormone activity
Source: RefSeq, a predicted model, not a curated record